AUGGGAGUCACAAAGGACGUGCCCUGGGUUGAAAAAUACCGUCCUAAAAAAAUAUCUGAUGUCAUCUUCCAGACCCAAGCAGUUUCAAUAAUGGAGCAAAUCAUAGAAACUUUUAACAUGCCUCAUAUGAUAUUCCACGGACCUCCUGGAACUGGGAAAACCUCAGCAGCACUUGCUAUGGCAAGACAAAUUUAUGGUCUGGAAGGGAUGAGAGAACGUGUUUUGGAACUUAAUGCAUCAGAUGAAAGAGGAAUCGACGUUGUUAGGGAUAGAAUUAAGACAUACACUAGAAUUAAUAUUUCAAAUAACAGAGUUAAUCCUGAGACUAACAGAGUAAUGCCUAACUAUAAAAUGAUCAUACUGGACGAGGCUGACAUGAUCACAGCGGACGCCCAGGCUGCACUUAGACGGGUGAUUGAAAAUUAUUCUAGCAUCUCGCGCUUCAUAUUAAUUUGUAACUACCUCCAUAAAAUCAUCGGACCAAUUUACUCAAGGUGCUCAGUGUUUCACUUCAAACCAAUCGAAACAAACUCGCAAAUCGAUAGACUUAAGUACAUCUGCAACCAAGAAGGGAUCACUUUUGACCCGAAGUUUUUAACAACCAUAUCAUCAGGAGAUAUGAGGAAAAGUAUUACAAUUCUACAGGUAAUUUUGGGAUCAACGGCUUGUUUAUAUAAUGAGAUCACAGAGAACGCGAUUUACAGCGUUUCAGGGAAGCCGCCGAAAAGGGUCGUGGAAAGCAUUUUCGAAGUUUGCAGAAGACCAGAAGGAGAUGUGGAGUCCGUGUGUAAGCAGAUAGUUCAUGACGGAUGGGAUAUUUCAUCAAUAUUCCAACAGAUUUGCGAAUAUGUAGUUGAGAGUGACUCCAUCGGAGACAUAGAGAAGUCGAAAAUUUCACUGGAAUUGGCAAAUAGAGAUUUCGCACUCCUUCAAGGAGGAUCUCAGUAUUUUCAGCUUGCUUCCGCAUGUUUUCACAUCAAAAACACAAUAACUGGGGGUACACCAUCCUAA
Messenger RNA from Theileria annulata, 1011 nucleotides. Its product is annotated as replication factor C subunit (RPC2). Gene Ontology annotation, biological process: DNA-templated DNA replication; DNA repair. Gene Ontology annotation, molecular function: DNA clamp loader activity; ATP hydrolysis activity; ATP binding. The record is from RefSeq and is a predicted model, not a curated record. Bases 1 to 1011 code for a protein of 336 amino acids. Gene Ontology annotation, cellular component: DNA replication factor C complex; nucleus. Lineage: Eukaryota; Apicomplexa; Aconoidasida; Piroplasmida; Theileriidae. The transcript has 11 exons.